This is a messenger RNA of Diorhabda carinulata, 2231 nucleotides long. RefSeq names its product inositol-trisphosphate 3-kinase homolog (gene IP3K1). Gene Ontology annotation, biological process: inositol phosphate biosynthetic process. NCBI's taxonomy places the organism in Eukaryota, Metazoa, Arthropoda, Insecta, Coleoptera, Chrysomelidae. Gene Ontology annotation, molecular function: protein binding; inositol-1,4,5-trisphosphate 3-kinase activity; inositol tetrakisphosphate kinase activity. The record is from RefSeq and is a predicted model, not a curated record. The coding region runs from base 396 to 1790 and encodes 464 amino acids. Gene Ontology annotation, cellular component: nucleus; cytoplasm. The transcript has 7 exons.
AUUUUUAUUAAUCAUGUCAUUAAUAUCGGUAGUAUCAAUUCGACUUUGUAAAAGUAUGGAAAUUCAAAUGAAAUUAAGAAUAAUAAAUAAUUGGAUAUAGAGAAUUAGAUUUAUGUGAAAGUAUAAAGCUUCUCAACUAUUUACAACACUACAAAAAUUUAAUAUAACUCAUUUCGUUAGGUCUCAAUUAUUGAAAUUCUAUUAAUAAAUAGAACAGACAUGUAGUUGGAUACUUAUAUUAUCUGUCAUUUUGUUUCUUGGUAAGAGAAUUAUGUGCUUGGCAACAUUGGGUUGUUCACAGAUUUUUCAUUCGUGUUCAAGUAAUUGAUAAGUUUGUAGUGAUUUCAAGUGAAAUAUCGUGUUAAUUUAUGAACAACUGGUGGUUUAAGUGAAAAAUGUCGGACUAUCCAACCAAUUUUCCUCCUCAAACUUAUUCUUCAUCUUUUUAUAUCAACGCGUUAACAGAAGGGGACAAAAGAGUUCUUGUAUCUGAGAGUGAUGAAGAAGAUGACUCUAAAAGUGAGAUUAAAGUUAAAAAUUCACCAAUAUUAGAUUGCUUCAUAUCCACGUUUCUAUCUGGUGAUAAAAAGACUCAGAAAAAGCAAGAAAAUAACCAAACUGUCGAUAUUAAUAAGUCCAGCGACAAAGACAUAGAAGUAGCAGAUGUAUGGAAAACACGCGGUAAACCAGUAAGGUCUCCAUCCCCACACAACGCUUUCAAAAGAUGGCGCAUCAAGGCUAAUCUUAAAGCAGCUGAAUCCAAAAAUGGAAUUGAAGGAUCUAAAUUGGCCGUUAAUUCGAAAGAUAAAAAUGAAGAGGACAUGUCAUUGCUUAAAUUCUUAGCAAUUAACGCUUUGGAUCUCAGUGCACCAGCUAGCGAUGUCCUUUUAAAAAGUCGUAGUACGAAUUGGUUCCAGCUUAGCGGCCAUCCAGAUAGUUUAGCACCAGCAGGACCAGGCACCGUCUGGAAAAAACGAUCCUCCAAUUCAGACGACACCGAACGUAUUGUGUACGAAGAAUUAUCACAAGAUCCCAAUCUCUGCGAUAUCAUACCGAGAUAUUACAGAGAAGUUGAGUACCAAGGAGAGACAUUCAUUGAAUUGCAAGAUUUGUUACAUGGAUUUCAGGAUCCUUAUGUAGUAGAUAUAAAAAUGGGUACUCGCACUUUUUUGGAAUCUGAAGUUAAAAAAGUGGCUGCUCGACACGACCUCUACCAAAAAAUGAUUGUAAUAGACCCUCAAGUACCCACUCCGGAAGAACACAAAGCUAAAGCAGUAACUAAACUACGUUAUAUGCAAUUUAGAGAACAUCAAUCUUCGACUUGCAGUCAAGGUUUUCGUAUUGAGGCUAUGAAGUGCAGGGGAUCACCUCCAGUAACUGAUUUAAAGAAAGUCAAAUCAAGAGAAGAAGUUCUGAAUACUUUAGAUAUGUUCUUAGGAGGUAAAGAAGAUGUAAGACAAAGAUUAUUAGCGAGACUGUGUGAGAUUCGCUCUAAAAUUGAAAAUUCCGAGUAUUUUAAGACGAGAGAAGUAGUAGGAAGCAGUCUUUUUAUUAUAUAUGAUGACACAAAGGUUGGAGCUUGGCUUAUAGAUUUUGCAAAAACUAGUAAACUACCAGAAGGCAAAACAGUGAACCAUAGAACUCCUUGGGUGCAAGGAAAUCAUGAGGAAGGGCUGCUGUUUGGCUUUGACAAACUCAUUUCGAUAAUAGAAUCUAUCCAGAAUGCUCCUUCUGAUAACCAAAAGGAUCGUUUUACCAAACCUGUAGCAGCUGUCAGUGUAAAAUCUUGAAUAUUGAUUUUACAAAGGACCCUACCUCACGUUUGCGCUCUCUAGAUCCUUGACUGGAUCUCUUGGAGGAUUGUUUUCAGUGUUCUGAUUCUAGGACACGGUGUUGAAGGGUGAAACCCUGACCAGCAAGUCAACUUUUGAGUGUCGAUGUAUCCAGCCUGAGUGGCAAAUUGUAUUUUUUGUUUGCAUUGAUAAAGUAUUAAAAAUGUAAGCGAAUGUUUUCCUUUCUUUUUUUGAUAUUGUUUGUCAAUUCUUAAUGUUUUCUAGUCAAUGCCCCGUUUUUUUUAUUGUAUAGGUAUUUAUGAUGUAGGAUUAAAAUUUUAUAUAUUCAAGAUUUUUACUUGAAACAUUUGUGUAAAUAAUUGUAAAAAAUGGAUUUUGUAUGAUUAAAUUAAUUUUUUUAAUGUCUAUGUACUUAUGUAAUAAAAAUUUGAAUAGAAA